AUGGAGACCGAAGGUUAUCGUGACCUCCUUGAGACCAGCGAUGGUCAGGGGCUAGGCCACCUGGAUGGAGGAGGUGAGGUGGGGGUGGAGGAGGGCUGGAGCACGGCCUACCCUCUGGGCUACCAGGUGUCUUUGACGGCUGUGCUGAUGCUGGAGCUGGUUUUGGGCUUCAGCAGCAACCUGACCGUACUUGUGCUCUACUGUGCUCAGUCCAACCUGGUGGAUUCAGUCAGCAACUUGGUCACAGUCAACCUCCACGUCCUGGACAUACUGGUCUGUGUGCUGUGUCUGCCGCUGACUGUAGCUGUGAUCCUGCUACCAGCUAAUGGAAGUGGAGUUGGUAGCCUUGCCACGCUGUGCUGCUUUCAUGAGGCCUGUGUCACAUUUACUAGCGUAGCCACAGCAGUGAAUGUGCUGGUGAUCAGCUUGGACCGAUAUGACAUCUCAGUGCGUCCAGCCAGUCGUCUGUUGACCCCCAGGCGUGCUGCUCUGCUCCUGGCAGCAGUGUGGGUUGUGUCUCUGGCUGUCUUCUUCCUGCCCUUCCUUGAGGGGGACUUCUUCUUUUUGAGAGCUGAGGAUGGUGAGGAUGAGAAGCCAGAGGCAGAGAACAAUGACUCUGAACUCACCACUGGAGUGACACCCAUUUUUUCUUCCCUUUCUCCUUCCUCUUUACCCACCACUCACCCCUCCUCCCCUUCACACAUCUUGUCUUCAGCGUGGCAGAACAGGACACUGCUGUGCAUAGGGGGCCAGGGGUAUUACACAGGCAUGGCUAUGUAUUACCACCUGUUACUCCAAGUGCCCUGCUUCUUCAUAGCUGUGGCCGUCAUGUUGUUCACAUACUCCAGAAUCCUACAGGCCCUCAACAUACGCAUUGGUUCCCACAUGAUGAGGGGCACACGUGCAAAGGACUCCACCUGCAGGAUACGAUGCAGAAGGAAGAGGAGGAUGGACCUCAGCUUGUCCACAGAGGUAGUGUCCUCCAACCAGAACCAGAACCUCACCCAUCCUCCCCUUAUACCCUCUCCCACCCCAACACCAACAUCACCCCCACCACUAUCCUCAAUGCCCCAGGGGAUGUCUGACAGUGGAGCAACUGUCACCACUGUUAGUACAGCUGCCACCACCCCCAUCGCCACCACACCGGCAACUCCUGCCUCUCCGACCCCAGCUUCAGCCUCAACCCAGACCCAUGCCACAUCACCAUUGCCUGCCUCAUCCAUGGGUGUCCAGGCCUCAGUUUCCGCCAUCAUUGCUUUGAGGCGGGCUGUACGUAGACACAGGGACCGUCGAGAGCGCCAACGUCGUGUGUUAAAAAUGUCCCUAAUCAUUAUAUCCACCUUCAUGGGCUGCUGGGCCCCUCUGUCUGCAGUCAAUGUUCUCAUCCUGUGUCUGGGUCCCAGCGACAGCCUUGUGCGGAUCCGCCUUUGUUUCUUGGCAAUGGCCUAUGGAACCACUAUCUUUCAUCCUCUGCUUUAUGCUUUCACAAGGCAAAAGCUGCGCCGUGCCCUCAAAACACGUGUCAAGAAAAGGGUAGUGUCCCUUCUGCAGGUGGACCCAGCGCCCAGUGGGGGAACAGUCAUUCAUAACUCCUGGGUUGAGGGGGGAGGCAAGAGGAAGAGUCGCAAGCCUCGGGCAGAGGCCAGCGAUGGCACUGAUGCUUUACAGAGGCAGUGA
This is a messenger RNA of Scomber japonicus (chub mackerel), 1677 nucleotides long. Its product is annotated as G-protein coupled receptor 22-like. The record is from RefSeq and is a predicted model, not a curated record. NCBI's taxonomy places the organism in Eukaryota, Metazoa, Chordata, Actinopteri, Scombriformes, Scombridae. Bases 1 to 1677 code for a protein of 558 amino acids. Gene Ontology annotation, biological process: G protein-coupled receptor signaling pathway. Gene Ontology annotation, molecular function: G protein-coupled receptor activity; peptide binding. Gene Ontology annotation, cellular component: membrane. The transcript has a single exon.